AUGGCGGAGUUCGAAAAACCAGCAAUUUUAAAACUGGACGGAGACGUGGAGUCAAAUUUCGAAUUAUUUCGACAAGAAGUCGAGAUAUUCUUCACAGCAACUGAAACCACUAAGAAAUCGAAAGAAACUCAAGUUGCUAGACUUUUGAACAUAAUGGGUGCAGAAGCUAGAAAAAUAUAUUUCCAAAUAAAAGAUGACAUCGAAGAACAAACAGUAAGUGCAAUAUUGGACGCACUGAAACUAAGAUGCAUACCAAAAAGAAAUCUGGUAAUGUCUCAAUUCAAAUUUUUUCAAAGAAGGCAAAACCAGUCAGAACCGUUUGACAAAUAUUAUACAGACCUAAAAGAACUUGUAAAACAUUGUCAGUUCAAAGAUGCUGAAAAACAGUUGUUGUGUACUCAAAUUGUAUUGGGUAUUCAAAAUAAAGAAACUCAACAAAAGCUACUAGAGAAAAAUAUGGAUUUAGAGCAAACUGUGCAGUUCUGUCAGUCCAUUGAAUUAUCGGAGAAAAGUAGACACGAGAUCGAAUUAACAGCAGUCAUCGGCAAGGAAGGGGUAUCAGUAAACAGAGCAGAAGUUAAGUCGUUCAAGCAGCAUCAUAACAAGGAUUUUAAAGGUUGCAAAAAUAAAAAAGUGAGAACAGUAGAUAUUGAAAAAUCAGACAGUAGUGAUGAGUACUUUAAUAUUAAUAGCAUAGCUAGAGUUCUUAAUGAGGAAAAUAACUUAGCAAAGGAAAAAUGGACACAAGUAAUACAAAUUAAUAAUUUGAAUGUGGAAAUAAAACUUGAUACAGGAGCUGAAGUUAGUAUAUUACCCUAUAGUUUCUAUAAAAGUUUGAUACCAAAGCCUACAAUUGAAAAGUGUGAAGUAAGAAUAGAAACAUUUGGAGGAUAUUUAAUAAAGCCAUUAGGUACAAUAUGGGUAGAAUGUCAAGCUCAAAGUGAAAUGAAAAAAAAAGGAAAAUUUCUUGUUGUUAAUGAUACAGUUAAACAUGGGAAAUGUAAAAAAAAAAUAGAGGCAAUACUUGGCUCAGAUUUGUGUAAAAAAUUGAAUCUAGUUAAAAGAGUGCGAGCGAUUAAGAAUGGAGAUCAAUUUAUUAAUAAUAAUAUUGAUGUUUUUACUGGUUUAGGUUUAUUUCCUGAAAAAUGUAAAUUGGUUUUAAAAGAAAAUGUUAGUACUGUUAUAAACACUGCAAGAAGGGUUCCACUGUCUAUAAAAGAUAAGUUAAAAAAUACAUUAGACCACUUAGUUAAAAUUAAAGUGAUAGCUACUGUAAAUGAACCUGUUGACUGGAUAUCAAAUAUAGUAAUAGUAGAAAAACCAAAUAAAAAAUUACGUAUAUGUCUAGAUCCUCAAGAUCUUAAUAGAGCACUCAAAACUGUCAAAUAUCCAAUACCAACAUUAAAAGAAAUUAUACCUAAAUUAAAAGGAAAAAAAUGGUUUACGGUAGUUGACCUCUCUGAUGGUUUUUGGCAGGUAGGUCUUGAUGAUGAAUCAAGCAAAUUAUGUAAUUUUAGUACUCCAUUUGGAACUUAUAAAUUCUUGAGACUUCCCUUUGGGUUAAAUGUGUCACCAGAAAUUUUUCAAAGUUUAUUAAAUAAAUAUUUCUCUAGUAUAAAAAACCUAGUAAUAUACUUUGAUGAUAUAUUGAUAAGUGCAGACACUAAAGAGGAACACGAUACCAUACUAAAUCAAGUAGUUCAAAUAGCAAGAGAAAAUAAUAUAAAACUAAAUAAAAAUAAAAUACAAUACGGUUUGAAUGAAGUUAAAUUCUUAGGAUUUUUAUUCAAUGGAGAUGGAAUGCGUCCUGACCCACAGAAAGUAAGAGUAAUAAAUGAACUAAAAGAUCCUUUAAAUAAAACUGAACUUCAGAGAAUUUUAGGCAUGGUAAACUAUGUAAGAGAAUUCAUACCAAAAAUGUCAGAAAUAAUAUCUCCUCUAAGAGAGUUGCUUAAAAAAGAUAAAAUUUGGGUCUGGAGUGAGAGACAUUCAGCAGUAUUAAAAGAAGUAAAACGAUUAAUAUGUAACGCCUCCACUUUAACUAAUUUUGAUCCUAAUAUAAAAGUAGAAAUACAAUGUGAUGCAUCACAGGAUGCCAUUGGGUGUUGUUUACUUCAAAACAAAAAACCAGUAUGUUUUCUCUCAAGGUCCUUAACAGAUACAGAAAAAGGUUAUGCCCAAAUCGAAAAAGAAUUAUUAGCAGUGACGUAUUCUUGUCAAAAACUACAUAAUUACAUUUACGGAAAUGAUAAUAUUAUAAUUUAUACUGAUCAUCAGCCUCUAGUUAGCAUAAUUAAAAAAGGUUUGGAUAAAAUACAAAACAAUAGAAUCAAAAGACUAAGAAUGAAAUUAUUUUUAUAUAAAUUUGACUUAGUGUAUCUACCUGGCAAGUAUAUGUACAUUGCUGAUCUUCUAAGCAGAAAUUUUAAAACUGAUAAUACUGUGACAGACGAUGAAAGUAUGAAGGAUAAAAUACACACAGUAAAAGUGGGGGAAAUCAGAUUUAGUAAGGAGAAAAUUAAUGAGUAUAAGCAAAACAUGUUGGAGGACGAAACGUUAAAAAUGGUAACUGAAUUUUAUAAGAGUGGAUGGCCUAAAAGUCUUAGUAAAUUAGAGAGAAAUUCAGAGUUAAUACAUUAUAGUAAACUAAAAAAUGAAAUAACAAUGGAAGAAGACCUCUUAUACUGGAAUAAUAGAUUAUUAAUCCCUAAAAAAACUAGGAGAGAGAUAUUGGAGUUGCUUCAUGAAACACACCUAGGAGUUCAUAAAACAAAACUUAAAGCAAGACAGCAUUGCUAUUGGCCAGGUAUUAAUAGUAAUAUUGAAAAUUUUGUGUUGAGUUGUACUAUCUGUCAACAAAUUUCCUAUAAUAAUACUAAAGAGCCGUUAAUUCAACAUGAAAUACCUGAAAUACCAUUUUUAAAGCUAGGAGCAGAUAUAGCAGAAUGGGCCGGAAAAAAAUAUUUUGUAUUAGUCGACUAUUAUUCCAAAUGGUUAGAAGUAAUACCAAUUAGAAACGCAAAUAGUGCUACUCUAAUAAAUUGUUGCAAGGAAAUAUUUGCAAGAUUUGGUAUUCCCACAGAACUAAUAGCCGACAAUAUGCCAUUUGAAAGCUAUGAAUUCAAACAAUUUAGUGUAGAGUAUAAAUUUAAAAUAACAACAUCUAGUCCAUAUUAUCCCCGUAGUAAUGGGUUAGCUGAAAAAUUUGUAGGAAUUGCUAAAAAAAUGAUAAAAAAAAGCAUUAUGGAGAAAAAAGACUUACAAUUAUUUCUUUUAAACUAUAGGAAUACACCUGUAUUAAAUAGUAAAUACUCACCAGCACAAUUACUAAUGUCUAAAGUAUUAAAUACAAAACUACCAAUAAAAAAAGUAAUAUUAAAGCCAAGAGUAGUGUAUGCAAAAGAGGAAUUUAAGAAGGCAAAACUGAACGCAAAGACUUAUUUUGACAGAACAACAAAAGAAAGAGAAGAGUUUGAGGUUAAUGAACAGGUCUUGGUAAGAGACAUUAAAAAGAAAGAGUGGGUAAAAGGUGUAAUAAUUAAAAAAUUGGAAGUGCCCAGGUCCUAUAUAGUUGAAAUAAACAAA
Myzus persicae (green peach aphid) is the source of this 3585-nucleotide messenger RNA. RefSeq lists its product as uncharacterized. The annotation marks the transcript as partial. Gene Ontology annotation, molecular function: nucleic acid binding. The transcript has 2 exons. The record is from RefSeq and is a predicted model, not a curated record. Lineage: Eukaryota; Metazoa; Arthropoda; Insecta; Hemiptera; Aphididae. Gene Ontology annotation, biological process: DNA integration.